AGCAGAAGUGCCUCGAACACCAACGCGGCCAGUUCGUUUGUUUAGCCGUACGCUUACGGGAAAAUAUUCGCUAAUUUCCAAUUAACGAACCGUGAACUGCCCAUACAUACCACACAGCAAGUAGGCAACGCCGAACGACAGAAGCUAAGUACAUACACACGUGGUGCAGACUCCGUUAGCUGGAUGUUCGAUAGAGAUUCAGUGCUAUUGAUGUUUAGCGCUUGAUGCCAAGUGAAGCGUCAAUAUGGGCGAUAUGUUCCGCAGUGAAGCGAUGGCCUUGUGCCAAAUGUUUAUACAACCGGAAGCAGCGUACUCGUCGAUGGCCGAACUCGGCGAUAGCGGUUGUGUACAAUUUCGUGAUUUGAAUGCUCAAGUUAGCGCUUUCCAACGUAAAUUUGUGGCAGAGGUCAGACGUUGCGAUGAAUUGGAGCGUAAAAUACGUUACAUCGAAAAUGAGCUGCGCAAGGAUGACAUCAAAAUGCCUGAGGUGCUGGACGAGCCGCGACCACCGUAUCCGCGAGAAAUCAUUGACCUGGAAGCGCAACUGGAGGCGAUUGAGACCGAAAUACGUGAACUUGCCGCCAACAAGGUCAAUCUGAAUGCCAAUCAUCAAGGCAUGACAGAGCUGAAGCAUGUACUCGUGAAUGCGGAUAAUUUCUUUACCCACACCGAAAUCAUCAAUUUAAGUUCGCAACGCUUCUCCGAUGCCGCCGAAUAUGCACCGCCGCUGCCUGGCCAACAACGCGGCCAGCUGGGCUUCGUUGCCGGCAUCAUCAACUUGGAGCGCUACUUCUCAUUCGAACGCAUGUUGUGGCGCAUCUCUAUGGGCAAUAUCUUUCUCAAGCGUAGCGAUCUUAGCGAGCCACUUUUCGAUACCGAAACCGACAAACCGAUUGUGAAAACGGUUUUUAUCGCCUUUUUUCAGGGCGAUCAAUUGAAGCAGCGCAUUAAAAAGGUGUGCGCUGGCUAUCACGCCUCAGUUUAUCCCUGUCCUAGUUCCUACUUGGAACGACAGGAGAUGCUUAAGGACGUGUGUAUGCGUUUGGAAGAUUUUACAUUGGUGCUCAAUCAGACGGCAGAUCACCGCAAUCGUGUGCUAGUUGCUGCUUCGAAAAUUUUGCCCGCUUGGACGAUUAUGGUAAAAAAGGUGAAGGCAAUCUAUCACAUGCUCAACCUUUUCAAUAUGGAUCUGAGCAAUAAGUGUCUCAUUGGUGAGGGCUGGGUGCCAACCGGUGACUUGCCGAUCGUACGUGAUGCUUUAGCCAGAGGUUCAGCAAAGGUGGAUAGCACAAUUACGUCAUUUCUGAAUGUAAUCGAAACAAACGAACAGCCGCCAACAUAUAAUCGUACGAACAAGUUUACGCGCGGUUUUCAGACUUUGAUCGAUGCCUACGGCCUCGGCUCCUAUCGUGAAGUGAAUCCGGCACUUUACACCUGCAUCACAUUUCCCUUUUUGUUUGCCGUGAUGUUUGGUGACAUGGGUCAUGGCCUUAUACUGCUACUGGCGACUCUCUACAUGGUAUUGAAUGAGAAGAAACUGAGCAAGAACAAGGGUGAAAUAUUCAACUUAUUUUUUUCUGGACGCUACAUUAUGUUGCUUAUGGGUCUGUUUUCGCUCUACACCGGUUUCGUAUACAACGACGUUUUCUCCAAGUCUAUGAAUAUUUUUGGCUCUGCUUGGCGCGUGAAUUACAAUACCUCAACUGUGUGGAACAACACUAUAUUAACAUUAGACCCUUCCUAUAGUCUGGACGGCGUAUAUGCUUAUGGCAUGGAUCCGAUUUGGGCAUUAGCUGAUAAUAAAAUUAUAUUCUUGAAUACCUACAAAAUGAAGCUGUCCAUUAUUUUCGGACUAAUACACAUGAUCUUUGGCGUCUUCAUGUCUUGCAUCAAUUUCGUGCACUUCAAAAAGUACUCACACAUUUUCCUAGAGUUUCUGCCGCAACUGUUGUUUUUGUUACUGCUUUUCGGCUAUAUGGUAUUUAUGAUGUUCUUCAAGUGGGUGACGUAUUCCGGUAAGGCCACAGACCAGGCUCUAACCCCUGGUUGUGCACCAUCCAUACUUAUCUUGUUCAUCAAUAUGAUGCUCUUCGGACACACGGAGCCAAAGGACGGCUGCAAGGAGUACAUGUUCGAGAAUCAAGAAACAGUGCAAGUAGUGUUGGUCGUAUUGGCGUUACUUUGCAUACCAUGGAUGUUGUUGGGCAAUCCAUUGCUGGAGAAAUUUAAGCGUAGCAGAAGAGCGCCACAAGUUGCAUACACUAAUGGUGUCAACAAUACUCAAGUACAUAGCUCAACAGUUGCGGGAAGUUCGCCUAAACCUAUGACAAACGGACACGGCGAUCAUGACGUUGAUGGCGAGGAGCCGAUGAGUGAGGUAUACAUAAAGCAAGCCAUACAUACCAUAGAGUAUGUACUGAGUACCAUUUCGCACACGGCGUCUUAUCUGCGCUUGUGGGCCCUGUCGUUGGCGCAUGCGCAGUUAUCAGAGGUUUUGUGGAUGAUGACGCUUGAAAAAGUUUUCAUAUUGACGGUCUUUCUUGGUGAUUACUAUUACAUUCUUUCCAUCUUCCUAUAUCUUACAUUCGCUGCAUGGGCGUUUUUCACACUCGCCAUUCUCGUCAUUAUUGAGGGAAUGUCCGCGUUUUUGCACACACUACGCCUACACUGGGUUGAAUUUAUGAGCAAAUUUUACGAAGGCUUGGGCUACGCAUUUCAACCCUUUUCAUUCAAAGCAAUACUUGAAAAUGCUUAUGAGGACUAAGACCACAUAUAAUGCGACAAUAUUUAUACUACACCAGUUAAAAAAAAAAUGUUAAAAAAUUAAAACACAAAUAAAUUGACAUUCGGAGUCGACCACAAAAUAAGUUUCUAUUUAUUUAAGUAAUUUCAAAU
Molecule: messenger RNA, 2895 nt
Organism: Bactrocera oleae (olive fruit fly)
Lineage: Eukaryota; Metazoa; Arthropoda; Insecta; Diptera; Tephritidae
Gene: Vha100-5
Product: Vacuolar H[+] ATPase 100kD subunit 5
Biological process (GO): proton transmembrane transport; vacuolar acidification
Cellular component (GO): vacuolar proton-transporting V-type ATPase, V0 domain; plasma membrane; vacuolar proton-transporting V-type ATPase complex
Molecular function (GO): ATPase binding; proton-transporting ATPase activity, rotational mechanism
Source: RefSeq, a predicted model, not a curated record